Glossina fuscipes is the source of this 1258-nucleotide messenger RNA. RefSeq lists its product as uncharacterized. The transcript is spliced from 3 exons. Bases 722 to 1258 code for a protein of 178 amino acids. The record is from RefSeq and is a predicted model, not a curated record. NCBI's taxonomy places the organism in Eukaryota, Metazoa, Arthropoda, Insecta, Diptera, Glossinidae.
GAAUUGUAAUGAAAACCGCAUCAAAACGAGUAAAUUAAAUAUGCCUGCCAUAAAAAUGUUGAAGCGUUUAACAAGGGCUUUGCCAAAACCUGACGAAGACUUUCAGUUAUUGGAAAUAUCGUGGUAUGCUGCAUGCGAAACCCUUCGUAAUCAUCUUCCAACGUUUUCCUGAGAACAUGUUUACGUUUUGUUUCUCCAGACAUUUUCUCGAAUAAACAAAUUAUUUUUUCCUCGUUCGAGAUUGCAUCACUUCAAAAUAACCACUUUUUAAAUUGAAGAAUAUGUACCGCCAAAGAACCUAAGCACACUUUCCCAGAUGAAGGCGGGGGGGGCGCUUUGGUUGUGGGUUAAUUCGUAUUAUGUAGCAUAUGAUUCUCGUCACGUGCAAGUUAUAAAAAAAAACCAUCUUAGUAAAGGAAUAAUUAAAAUAAUGUCUUCACUGUUGGUAUAUUUUGAGAAGAGAAUUUUUAUCUCCUCGAAUCGAGUAGGGAUUCAAUACCAUUUCCGACGGUUUCUUACAAGAUAAUUGCAAAUACAAUUUUUUUAGACCAUGCAACCAUUCCUCUGGAUAGCGAUGGCGAGUAUGCUUUGGUACUAAAAUUUUGCGAAGUUUAUUUUACUCAACUAAAUAAAAAAAUAUUUUAUGUGGUCUUAAAUCGUCGUCAUGUUAUAAUGUCUGAAUUGGACAUAUUCGCUGAAGUGGGUCACGGCACUGCUCAUCAUGAAUACAUCUUUUCUACAGUUACCUUGGGUAAAGUACAAAGAGGAAGUAUCUAAUGUACGCAAUAACUUGGUACGUUUGGAUUUCAUGAAGAGUCCUUACCACAAUCCGAAAAUCAAUGUUUUCAUAUUAUUGAAAAGGGACGUUCAACCACGGCUAAAGUCUUUACAUAAAGACACUUUCUAUCCAGAUGUAGACGAUAGUGCUUCCAUUAGAGGUGCGAAUAAAAAGAAGGUCCUUAACGGCCAACAUAGAAAUUUAGUUUCCAAUGAAGAAGAUACCGAAACGGAUGAGUAUCCAAAGGAAUUACCAGUAGUGGAAAAUGAAGAAGAUAUUAACGAUGAAUUUCAUCAAUUACUUUCGAAAACAGAAAGUUAUCGUAAGCCAAGCUAUAAGGGUAAUGAGAAAGCCAGCAUAUCCACAUCCCAUUUUAAGUGUGUUGAAAACGUUACUUUGAGUAACAAUACACAAAGUUUUUUCCUAUCCCGUGCAAGCAACAAGCGAUUCGAAACUUUUGCAUGUUUGAUUACACUAUAA